AGAAGUUAGGGUGCCUGGCUUACGCUGAUGAUGUAGUGUUGAUGACGGAGAGGAAAGAGGAGAUGGAGGAGAUCCUGCACAUAGCUCAGGCAUAUGGGAGGGAGUGGGACCUGAAAUUUAGUGAAAGAAAAUGUAAGGUUAUGGAGUUUGGUAGUGGAGGCAGUAACCAAUGGGUACUAGGAAACAACGUGCUGGAGGUAGUCGAUAAAUAUAUGUACCUAGGAAUGGAGGUUAGCAAGGAAGGCAUAGGAGGGGAGAAACAGAGGAAAGUGAAUGAAGGGAAGGCAAGGAGGAUGUCAGGGAUGAUAAUAAAUGGAGGCAAUAGAGUAGUAAACAAAUAUGAUGUAGGGCGAAGUCUGUGGAAAGGAGUAGGUGUACCAUAUUGCCUCUAUGGAUCAGAGAUAACGCACUACAGAGAAGGGGACAUCGCACAGCUAGAAAAGGUUCAGAACACAGUAGGCCGGUGGGGAUUAGGAGCCCCUAGGAGCACAGCGGUAGAGGCCGUCAGAGGAGAUAUGGGAUGGAGUACAUUCAAGGAAAGAAUUGUAAAGGGCAAGUUAGGCUUCCUUAAGAAAAUUGAAAAGAGUAGUGAGGAGAGAUGGGCAAAGAAAAUACUGCAAGAAAGUGGAAACAAGUCCACCUGGGGGAAAGAGUUAGAGAGGUGGAAAAGGAGAGAACACCUGAGGGAAGAGUGGAAUGAAAUGGAGAUCAGGGAUGUGAAGAAGGCAGUAGAAAGGAACGGACAAGUCAAAUGGCAGGAAGGAAUGAGUGGCAAGUCAACGCUAAAAUGGUACAGCAGGAAACAGAAACCAGAGGGAGUACACUGGCAUGUAGGAGACUGGGGGAGCAAACUAUUGUUUAAAGCAAGAACAGGAACCCUGGAGGUAAACGGCAGGAACAGGGACGGGGGAAACCAGGACUGUAGCUGUAGGACGGGGCAGAUGGAAACAGUAGAACACCUAAUAGUGGAAUGCAGCAACUAUGAGAGGCAGAGAGGGGAGUUGGUGGCAGGAGUAGUGAUGGUAAUAGGCGGAGAGGAGUGGGCUAGGAGACUAGAGGAGGAAAACGGGGCGAUCUGCACGGUGUUGGGGCUGCAUGGAGACAAAAAGGAAACGGAAAGAAAAAUGGUAAAGUUGGCAAAAGUGUUCCUCGCGCAGUGCUGGGAAAAAAGGGCACAAAUGUCCGUAUAAGUGAAUAUAAGUGGCUUUAUUUCAGAUUAGAAAAUUACAUAACGCUGAAAAGAAAGUUGUGUGAAUAAGAAGGGAGGAACGAGAGGAGGAGGACCUAAGAAGCGAUACAAAGCGUUACAGGUCAAAAGAAGAAGAAGAAGAAGGAAGGGACGCUGUGCUCCGUGCUUCCCUUGUUAUCCCUGCUAUCCACGUGCCCCCCCUUGUUAUCCUCGUGCUCCCGGCCUUGUAGCGGUGCCGUGGCGGGGCGUGUAGGCGUUGACAUCACUCACGGUCAUCGGCACUGCCCAUACACUUAGUCCACCCUGGCGGGGACCUCACCAGUGACCGCCAUGAAAACAGGGUCCCAGACAAGCCAGUUGGUCUGAAGGCCGUGGCGCUGACUGACCACAUCAGGGUGUGCUGGCAGCCCCCCGCACAGCACAAUGUGCUGCUGUGCGGCUACACCAUUGCCUGGGACCAAGGCGUGGCGGACAUCUACUCCAAGAUCGUGGACAGCAAGCAGCACGGUUACAUCAUUGAUAAGCUGGAACCCAACAUGGAGUUUGUGAUAAGCCUGCGAGCCUUCAACAAUGUGGGUGACGGGCAACCGGUGUACCAGCAAGUCCGCACCCAGCCAGAGGAGGAGGAGGUGGUGGCACCCACGCUGGACCCGGCGGUGUGGGUGAAGGCCGUGGUGCUGACGCCCUUCACCGUGGUGCUGCAGUGGGCGGACACCAUGCUGAGCCAGAACCAGUACAACAGCUGCACCACCUUCUCGUCCUCAUCCUCCAGCCGCUACGUCAACGCCACGGAUGUGACCUGCCUCAUUGACAGCCUCAAGCCAUCAACAGUGAGUUUGCUGUGAAGACCAUCAGGGUGAGACCACAGUGCUGGAAGCCUUCGUUCUUCUUUCAGUAAAUAUUCACUCAGUCCUGCAACACUUCUCAAGGAAAUCCUGCACAGCUGAAUCCUUGCUGUGAUGAGGCACAGAGAAAUUAUGACUCAUAGGGUGAGCUAUUAUUAGUGUUUGAGAUAUUGAUUUUUUCAUUGACCUUUUGCAAAUACUUAAAAAUGAACCUUACAUAAUGGUAUUAGAAACAGCACAGCAGGGUUGGCAAUGAUUUAAUCAAAUUGAUUUAAUCAAAUGAUUAAAUCAUUGAUUUUAUUUGUAUUUUUUCUGAGUAAAAGUAUUCCAUAGGUAAAAUGAUGUGCUCCAAAGAUGAUAAAGUAAAACAACCUAUUCAUGUGCAAUGAUUCAUUUAUUCUCUUCAAAGUAUAAAAAAAGGAUUCCUACAUUAUUAUAUCCUCCUGCGCUAAUGUUGCCAACUUGACAUGUUUUUUACUAGGUAAAAAAUCAGCCUCCUUUAGUCUUUACUAACUUGGCUGGCAAUGUAUCAUAAUAGCAACCAAGGUUUGCAACCAAACUGUAACAGAAUAGAAGUAGAUAUUCUUCUGUAUGGUAAUAAUAUAAUAUUUUGUCAUGAAAAUGACAACUUCAGGCAACUCUAUCUGUCCUAAACCUGCUCCUGUACCAACUACAAACAAGUACUGAACAAGUAUGUAUCUGGAUCCUUGACUGUGCUCAGACUUACAGGCCUAAACUUAAACUUAAAGUAACCGGCUGGAGUAGGUAGGAAGACACCUACCGAACGGGCGCAAGCCACUCCCGGUGAGGUAUAUAUGGGAGGUGAGAAGGGAGCUGAAGCCCUCCAAAGACCCUUCCCAUGUCCUCACUAACCGUUUCCCUAUUGUCUCACCAACACCGGAGA
Eriocheir sinensis (Chinese mitten crab) is the source of this 2938-nucleotide messenger RNA. RefSeq names its product neogenin-like. NCBI's taxonomy places the organism in Eukaryota, Metazoa, Arthropoda, Malacostraca, Decapoda, Varunidae. The coding region runs from base 1726 to 2034 and encodes 102 amino acids. The transcript has 5 exons. The record is from RefSeq and is a predicted model, not a curated record.